AUUAUCAUUGUUUUUCCGAAACACACAGUAUUUACAUCAUUUCCGAUGAGGAUGGGCUACAGUGUACAAAAUAAACGGAUGAAAAACAUUUUUGUGUAAUAAAAGUAGUAUUAAAUAACAGUUUACGUUUAAAAUCAGUUACCACAAAACUAUAGUUUUUCAAAACAUUUGUACAAUAAAUUUUAUAAAGUUAUAAUCAUAGCACUCCUCACUGGGCAGGAAAUAUCGGGCAAAGUCCCUCGUCUUCAUGAAUCUUCUUGAGCAUUUGUGGUGCAGAUAUUGACAGAUAUCUGAUAUCUCACAAAAGAAUUAUUUCUUACAGAAACUAACACACACAAGAUGUAAUUUAAUAUUUGCUCUACAAAAGGAUGCAUGAUCUGCAGUUUCUCUUCCUGUAAGUGUCCAGGAUAAGUAGUGAAGCCACCAGGUCUCCACUGUAGUAUUUCAUCUAACUUCCACUGCAGCUGUGUAAACAUUAACAUCCAUUUUAAUCCUAUCAUCCCAGUCCCACUACAGCCUGUCGUGGGGUGGCAUUCCGGUCUCAUAUAAGGGUCAUGAACUCUUAUAUACUUUUAAUUAAUAAGACCCCAUAGACAAUAUUACAGGAUGUCUCAAGCAGACGUAAUUAAGGUUUUGUCGAAAAAAAGUAAACGCCUUGCAGUUCCUUGUAAAAAAAAAUAUCUGUGCAUAAUUUGAUUAUGUUAGAGUAGAAAUGCUCCCAGUGUAACAAUCAGCUCGUAUUCCUUUCUAUUAUGGGAGGGAAUUGAUCCAUAGCACAGCUGCGAAAUACCCAAUCUAAGUUGAUCUAACUUUAUUAUAAGUUAUUAACUUAAUAACUAACAAAGCUGCUAAACAGGGCUGUAUGGUCUCUCGUUUGUACUUGAAACCAUGAUUUUUUUAAAAAACAAACUGUACCGAAACGUAUUUCUCAAGACGAAAACUCUUAACAACAUUAAACAGAAAAAGGUAGUUUUGAUUCAUAACAACACUGCGCACAGCCCUCACUGACAGCUCCCUUUGGUGGUACUGUAUGCAACAGCACAAACCGACAGUCUUCUUGCUGAAGUCUUUUCGGAUCAACACCGCAGCUCCUCCUGACCUCGAGUUCAGGCACGCGUCCUGCAGCCUACGUCGCGUUGCCCAAGGCAUUAACGUUCCGAUCGCAGGACGACGGCGAAAAAGUGCGGUAGUUUCCAAAUGUAUUAUUUGGGAAUUUCAUUAUGGUCCAGAAAUACGUCGGGCGAGAAGGAAGACAAUUUGAUAACAGCAGCUUACGCUGAUAUAGCCCGCGUUUUGUAUAGCCAGUGCCGAGAAGGUCGAAACUGAGCGAAAAGCUUCAGAUGAAAGUCCUAGAAGAAGCAAAAAGUAAAAAAGAAAAACGACUAAGAGAAUAUGAUUCUGGCCUUUGACGCAUUUGAUUUUAAUCAUGCUCAAUGAGACGUGCUCGUCUCAUCGUGCUCAUGCAAAAUCCUACGCUCGAUCUUCCGUUGCAGGCACAGAAUGAACGGAUUAUCACUCGACAGCAGCAAAUAUAUAACAUUCUGGAAAACGUAAUAACUGCUUUCGUGUGGACGCCCGCUGUCUGUAACCACGUUUCCAGCGCCGGCCAGCAUGGGCUGUGCGUCUUAAUAACACGUGGACGCAGAUCGCACCUUCUCCGGAAAACGUGUUUUGGUGUAACUGACGCAGAUGAGCGUGAAACGCGACGAUCUCUGCUUUGUAACAUUUUAUAGUGAAAUUCCUGAAAGCAGUCAAGUGAUAAGUUAUUUAUGUCAUGUACUUUUUUAAAACGUUGUCAUAAAACAUCGCACAAUACUCGUAUAUAAUCUGGAAAUAAUCUACGUUCACAGACCAAUUCUAAGAACAUGAUUAACGUCGUUUUUCUAAUGUUGUAAGAUUUUGUUUUUUUGCUGUUGUGACCAUGCUGUGAUUUGUUUUUUACAUUUCAGAAGAACUGUUCCCUGAAUUGUGAUUUUACCAAUUCGUGCGUUAUUUACGAAUUUCAACGCCUUCAUUGCAGCACCGCCUACAACAUGCAAAUUAUUCAGAAAGAUACUUUCUCGCUUGUAGAAGUUUCCAGAAGUCAAAAGUUGUAUGCAAAAGUGAUUGCGAAGCUGAGAACAGUUUGUGUUGUAGUAGAUUUUGAAAAAGAAUUAUAAAUGGAGUCGACAACGGAUAGCUCCCAUAGUAUUUUAAACUUUGUGAACAAAGAAAGUUGGGAAUCCCUGCAGGCUUGGAAAAACAGCACAGGAGUCUCUCUUGUGCAGAUCAAUGGACAGAGAAUAUAUGGAGGUCCACCAGCAGACUGGAGGGGUCCUGCGCCGCCGCACGGCUGCGAGGUGUUCAUCAGCAGCAUCCCCCGGGACGUCUUCGAGGACAAGCUCAUCCCGCUCUUCGAGAAGGUGGGCCAGCUGUACGAGUUCCGGCUGAUGAUGAACUUCAGCGGGCAGAACCGCGGCUUCGCCUUCGCCAAGUACGCCAAUCCCCAGACCGCGCAGACGGCCGUGCUGUGGCUGCACCAUUACGAGCUGCAGAAGGGGUGCCAUAUAACCGUUGUCAAGAGCAUAGAGAAGAGGAAGCUGUUUGUCGCGGGCCUGCCCAGGGCGCUGGAGAGGAGCAGAGUGCAGAUGGCACUGCAUCAGAUGUCGGAGGGAGUGAAGAACUUAACCAUCAUAUCUGGAAACGUGGACAGUGAGGAUGUCUCCGCCACAGUCGAAUACUUCACACAUCACAGUGCAUCUUUGGCAAAAAAAGUCAUCUGUGAAGGCUUCAAGAUGAUGUUUGGCAUAUCGGUCCGGGUAGAGUGGUGGAGCCAGUGGGCCAAGUCGAAGGCACCGCCAGCUGAAGCUGCUUUUCCAUAUUCCAAGGCCUGUCCGGUCCCAGCUCGGCUUCUGCGAGCCGAACGGCAGCCUGCCUGGAGCAGCCCGAGAGCUGCACGGCCUGCCCUGCCAUCCCCUCUCUCGGGCAGUGGCAAAAAGAGGCUGAGCUGUUUCACCGCAUUAUGUGAAAAUACGCAGCCUGUGUAGGUCCAGAGUACGUUUUAAAAUGCUUGUCGUCUCCUUGUUAGUUUUCUCAAUUGUUUUUGGUUCAUCUUGCUGUUGAAAAAGCAAAACAUGCAUAAUUACAGUAUUGAGCCUGUAUUUGGCUUUGUUCUCAUUGGUUACUUUAAUUAUUGCUAUUCAGUUGGCAUGAUAGUUUUAAUUGUUGGAAUAAGUAGCUUUAUCUUUGCAAUAGCACUCUUAUCCACAACGAGGAAUGAAAGUGAAAACAAAUACAUGGUGUAUACAUUAUUAAGAUCAAAGUAUUAAUAUAUGUUUUUUCUAUAAUGUGACAUAGUUCGGCGCAAUAAAAACUUUUUCAUCAAAGCAGCCUCUUCAAGUUUCAAUUCAAAUGACGUAAACUAUAGCUCAGUAAUAGUUUCGGAAUGUUAAACCUAGCUUUUUGAAGCAAAUUGCUCGGGUAAGUGUUGAUUAUAAAUCAAGAAGGAUUUCAUGCCAUGGCUUUAGAAUAUGUCCUGUGGGACAGGACAGAAUGCUUCUCCCUUUGGAAAAUUGAUGGGUUUAUUUUUAAAAGCUGUUAACUUCAGUACUUUAAGAACUGAAGUACUUUACUUUUCAGUAAUACUCAAUAGUUUGAGUUUCACUGUUAAAGACAAAGUCCAGUUUAAUUAGAUUUUGAUUUGAUUGCUCUUUCCCACAGUUAUUGAUCUUUAACAAGACUCAUCUUUUAUCUAACAUGUUAUCUUACAAAAACCUAAUUAGUACAGUUUACCGUUAAUUACAAAAUUGAGAUAUUUGACAGAAGACUGUAACAAUAAAAUAAAAAUACUUAAGUCCU
Molecule: messenger RNA, 3837 nt
Organism: Lepisosteus oculatus (spotted gar)
Lineage: Eukaryota; Metazoa; Chordata; Actinopteri; Semionotiformes; Lepisosteidae
Gene: dnd1
Product: DND microRNA-mediated repression inhibitor 1
Biological process (GO): negative regulation of miRNA-mediated gene silencing; mRNA stabilization
Cellular component (GO): cytoplasm; nucleus
Molecular function (GO): mRNA binding
Source: RefSeq, a predicted model, not a curated record